Molecule: messenger RNA, 2441 nt
Organism: Bubalus bubalis (water buffalo)
Lineage: Eukaryota; Metazoa; Chordata; Mammalia; Artiodactyla; Bovidae
Product: cytochrome P450 2W1
Exons: 8
Coding region: 426-2441 (671 amino acids)
Biological process (GO): xenobiotic metabolic process
Cellular component (GO): intracellular membrane-bounded organelle; cytoplasm
Molecular function (GO): oxidoreductase activity, acting on paired donors, with incorporation or reduction of molecular oxygen, reduced flavin or flavoprotein as one donor, and incorporation of one atom of oxygen; heme binding; iron ion binding
Source: RefSeq, a predicted model, not a curated record
UUUGGAGCAGAGUGCAGCCCAGACAGACAGGGCUCAUAAACCCAGCACCUGCCACCCCAGGCACCUUGCCUGCAGGCUGGGCUUCUCUGUGCAGCCGACAUGCCCUCACGCCCACCCUGUCCCGGGGAGGCCAGUGCCGUCUGCUCGGGGGCCGGGCUCCCACAGCCCCCAAGGGGCACACCGCCACUCUGGCAAGCUUGCUGUCAGGCUCUGGAGCCCUGGCAUUCGGGGCGCUGGCCAUGUAGACCUGAUACCCACCCUGGCCCAGGCACAGAGGUGCUGGAUGGACGCAGGCGCUGGUGGGCUUGGGGGCCCACAGGGCUUCCGGGGAGGGAGGCUCAGAGCCUGGGGAGGGUGGAGCCCAAGGCCCUGGACCCCUGGUUCUGGUGGGGAGACGGGACAGAAGCAGAUCCUUUGGGGGGCAGAUGGUCACUGCGCUGUGUCCUCCCAACAAGGCGAGGGCCGAGGAGGCCCCGAGGGCCCAACUGGACGCCAGCCCCCCGGACGGUCCCCCACCCCCUGGCACAGACUGGCCCCCACAAUCCUCGCGCGCCUGUCGCUUUAAGUGCCUGGCUGUCCCUGCAAACUGCUCCUUCCACAUUCUCGGGGUGGUGGGGUGGCGGGAGGGUGGGGUGCCGGCACGCCCUCCCGUGAGGCCCAUAAGGUGCAGGGCAGGCGGCACCCGGGAGGGGAGCUGCCCGCCACCCGCCAGACUCAUGGCCCUGCUGCUCCUGGCGCUGCUGGCGCUGCUGGUGCUCUGGGGGCUGCUCUGCGCCCGGGCCGCUGCCCCAGCCCCGGCCCCCUGCUGGCCCCCGGGGCCGCGCCCCCUGCCCCUCGUCGGGAACCUCCACUUGCUGCGGGGGGCACAGCAGGACGAGGCGCUGAUGCAGGUGGGUCCACGGGGCCCUGGAGGCCGCCGUCCGCGGGCUGGGGCCAGAGCUGCCGGCAGACAGCAGCAGCUGGCCCUGCUGCACCGUGCGAUCCACAGAGACUCGCUGCCCACCCCCGGGCCUCAGUCUGCCCAUCUGCAGAAUGGGCGGGCGAGUGGUGAGGACAGAGGGGACCGGAGGGGCGUGAGGGACCCCAGGGACCUGGGGGUGGGACAGCAGAUGGACCCUGCCUCUCCCCACCAGCUCGGCAAACAGUACGGGCCGGUGUUCACUGUGCAUCUUGGGCACCAGAAGACGGUGGUGCUGACCGGCUACGAGGCGGUGAAGGAGGCCCUGGUGGGCACCAGGCAGGAGCUGGCUGGCCGGCCCCCCAUUGCCAUCUUCCAGCUCAUCAAUGGAGGCGGGGGCGUCUUCUUCUCUUCAGGCCCACGCUGGCGGGCCGCCCGCCAGCUCACCGUACGUGCCCUCCACGGCCUGGGUGUGGGGAGGGCGCCCGUGGCCAACAAGGUCUUGCAGGAGCUGAGGUGCCUCACGGCGCAGCUGGACAGCUACGAAGGCCGGCCCUUCCCGCUGGCCCUGCUCCGCUGGGCUCCCUCCAACAUCACCUUCACGCUCCUCUUCGGCCAGCGGUUCGACUACCGGGAUCCUGUGUUCCUGUCCCUGCUGGGCCUCGUUGAUGAGGUCAUGGUCCUCCUGGGGAAGCCGAGUGUGCAGCUCUUCAACCUCUACCCACGGCUCGGGGCCCUCCUCCAGCUGCACCGGCCGGUCCUGCGCAAGAUCGAGGAGGUGCGGGCCAUCCUGAGGGCCCUCCUGGAGGCGCGGCGGCACCGCACACCCCCGCGAGGGCCAGAGCAGAGCUACCUGGACGCCCUGAUCCAGCAGGGCCAGGGGAAAGACCCCGAGGGCCUGUUUACCGAGGCCAACGUGGUGGCCUGUGUCCUGGACAUGGUCAUGGCCGGCACGGAGACCACCGCCGCCACGCUGCAGUGGGCCGCCCUCCUGAUGGGCAAGCACCCGCGCGUGCAGAGCCGUGUGCAGGAGGAGCUGGACCGCGUGCUGGGGCCCGCGCGGCUCCCGCGGCCAGAGGACGUGCACGCCCUGCCCUACACUAACGCCGUGCUGCACGAAGUGCAGCGCUUCAUCACGCUGCUGCCCCACGCGCCGCGGUGCACGAUCGCCAACACCCAGCUGGGCCCCUACCUGCUCCCCAAGGGCACACCCGUGCUGGCCCUACUGAACUCCGUGCUCCUGGACGAGACGCAGUGGGAGACGCCCCGCCAGUUCAACCCGGGCCACUUCCUGGACGCCAACGGGCGCUUCGUCAAGCGGCCGGCCUUCCUGCCUUUCUCCGCAGGCCGCCGCGUCUGCGUGGGGGAGAGCCUGGCCAGGUCGGAGCUGUUCCUCCUGUUCGCGGGCCUCCUGCAGAGGUACCGCCUGCUGCCCCCGCCCGGCCUCAGCGUCGCUGCCCUGGACACCACGCCCGCCCCUGCCUUCACCGCGCGGCCGUCCGCUCAGGUGCUGUGCGCCAUGCCCAGGCUGCAGGGGCGCUGA